ACCACUUCCGUUUAAAUAAAGGUCUUCAAAUAUGAACAAGAUGGCGGCGACCUGUGUUAAAAGCGUGUGCUUCGAAGGAUCGCUAGACGAUGGAUGGAUAGAUAUACGUGUAUGUGAAGUAGAAAUAUAGAGAAAAUUGGAACACAUUUGUGCGGUGACAUUCAGUAGAGCAGAUGGACACCCCAGGGAAGAGCGUCAGCAAAAAGGCCGUCAAAAAGCCCAUUCAGGUCAAGACGUUGUUUACGUCCCCUUUCACAGUGCAAUGGAGCCCGCUUCCUCAAGAAGACAUGCGUUUCAUCCUGACAACCUUAAAUGAGAAACUCAUUUCAGUGGGGCUCGAGAAGAAAGAGGUGAAAGUGUUUCGGCCAUGGAGGGGGAAAAGAGUUCCCGUUCCCUCGUCUUCAUCGGACAUGAAUAAAGCUAAGGAUACGACCAAAGGCGGCUGGUCGGAUGUGGCCGUGAGGCGACGACUCGCCCUGGGCAUCAAUGAGGUCACCAAAGCUCUGGAGAGGAACCAACUCAAUCUGGUGCUGGUGUGUAAGUCGGUCAAACCGAAGCACAUGACCAGCCACCUGAUAGCGCUGAGCGCCAGCAGAGGCGUGCCCGCCUGCCAGGUGCCCCGGUUGAGUGAAACCGUUGCCCAGCCGCUGGGGCUCAAGAGUGUCUUAGCUCUGGGGUUCAGGCGCAGCGGCUGCCGAGGUGGCGGAAACAACGACGACGACGACGGUGAGAUGUUCGCUGACACCGUGGAGGCCAUCAUACCGAGGGUGCCCUCACUGGACGUUCCCUGGAUACAAGGCGGAGCACCUGGUGCCCAACUGCAACACGACAUUGACGUUAAAGAGGAGGAAGGCAGACAGAGGGCGGGCAAGAAAAGAAAACUGGAGUCAGAGGGUCAAGUCCCAGAGUCCUCCGCAUCCUGCGUGCUGCAGUAUCUCAAAGUGAAAAAAAUUGUUUCGAACCCGGCAAAGAAAAAAAGAAAGCCGAAACCAAAGCAAGCCAAGUGAAAUUAAUUUCCAACCCACCCAUUAGUCAGAACUUAAUAUAUGCGCCUUGGGGUUAAUUUACACACCACAAAAAUAUUCAGGGUAAAUUUCCAGAUCAAUUAAAAAGCACAAUCAUCUUUACAGGUUAACUUAAUAUGUCCAACUGGUUAGUGGCCCAGUCCUUUUUGCUGCUCUCUAACAAGGACUUGAACAGCAAACAUUACAUGAGUGGAGCAAUACAUUUAUUCACAUUCUGAGAUCAUGAGACCAUAACGAUUGAUCAACAAAAACUCAGCCAUUGCGAGGUUCCAAGCAGGAUGUUCUCAAAGAGAAGUGACCUCUGAGCAAAUUGUCGCAAUCAGGAGGUUGCAGUGAAGAGACUGGAAGAGUCACUGAAAGGCAGAAAAGUGGACAUUGUGUAAAAAAAAAAAAAAAAAAAAAACACCUGUUUUGAAUUAUUCUGUUUAGCUUGUUUUCAUUUUGUGCUAAAACUCUGGAGAAAAAAAAAAAAAACAGUUGGACAAGGAUUCAAAAGAUUUGUCAAUUUUUUUCUGGCUUUGCUUGCAAAUGUUAGUUCCACAAACAUAAUUAAAAAAAGUGCUUGUAAAGGCAGAGUACCUCAAUUCUUGAAUGCUUUUUUUUGGAGGGGGGGGCACGAAAACUUAGAAUGAGCGGUCCGGUGUAGCGACUGUUUAGAGCAUCUCCUUCAGUUCCGAGGACCGGGGUUCAAAUCCCGGCCAUACCUGUGUGAACGAGCAGCCAGUUCAGGGCCUGCCUGAUACCUGGGAUAGACUCCAGCACUCCCGUGACCCUUAUGAGAAUAAGCAGCACAAAUGGAUGGGUGAAAGUUAGAUGAACUAAACAAGAAUCCCGUUCAAAGCAAGUCAUUUAUUAUCAAGGUUAAAGUGUAGUGUUUUGUUCUUAUUUAUCGUGGCCAAUUCGUGUUUUCGCAGUGGGUAUUAAGACAUGAGAUGACUGUUCAUCAUUAAAUGCCUUUGGUUAACUUUUA
Molecule: messenger RNA, 1995 nt
Organism: Syngnathoides biaculeatus (alligator pipefish)
Lineage: Eukaryota; Metazoa; Chordata; Actinopteri; Syngnathiformes; Syngnathidae
Gene: rpp38
Product: ribonuclease P/MRP 38 subunit
Exons: 2
Coding region: 174-1007 (277 amino acids)
Biological process (GO): tRNA 5'-leader removal
Cellular component (GO): nucleolar ribonuclease P complex; ribonuclease MRP complex; fibrillar center
Molecular function (GO): ribonuclease P RNA binding; ribonuclease P activity
Source: RefSeq, a predicted model, not a curated record